AUGGCGGCAGAUAACGAAACUCCUGCCGCGAGCGGCACCAAUGACUCUCGUCCCUCGGGCGACGCUAAUGCCUCUCAAAACAACAACUCUGGCAAUCGUCGCAACCCGCGCCAUGACCAUCGAAAGCCUGGCAAGGGACGAACUGAGAAAGGACGCGGAGAAUGGGGUCGAGAGAAGGGCGAUAAGCGCAAGAAGAAUGAUGAGUUCAAGGAGUUCAAGCGUCGCAAACUGAACAAGCAGGGCGAGUCUGCAGAUGCUGAUUCAAGCAACAACCCCUUCUCCAAGGACGAGAUUGCUGCCGAGGAGCGACGACCCAAGCGAAAGGUUGCUGUCAUGAUUGGGUAUGCGGGCACUGGCUACAAGGGGAUGCAAGUCAAUGGCAACGAAAAGACCAUCGAGGCCGAUCUGUUCAAGGCGUUUGUCGCCGCGGGUGCCAUUUCUAAGGCCAAUGCCGACGAUCCCAAGAAAUCAAGUCUCGUUCGAUGCGCCCGAACUGACAAGGGUGUGCACGCAGCCGGAAACGUCAUCAGUUUGAAGCUCAUCAUCGAGGACGAGGAUAUUGUCGAGAAGAUCAACGCGGAGCUGCCCGAGCAGAUUCGAAUCUGGGGCAUCCAGCGAACAAACAACGCCUUCAGCUGCUACCAGACCUGCGACUCAAGAUGGUACGAGUAUCUUAUGCCCAGCUACUGUCUUCUGCCUCCCCAUCCCGAGGCCUUCUUAGGACGAAAGUUGGUUGAGCUGGCUAAGGAGCAUGGUGUCGAGGAUGAGCUAGCAGCCAGGAUGGCGGAUGUCAAGGAUUUCUGGACCGAGGUGGAAGAGAAGGAGAUCAAGCCUAUACUGGCCCGCCUAGACCCUGAGACCAAGGCUAUUGUGCUGGAGCGAGUGCACGUUGUGGACGACGAAGAGACUGCUGCACGGAAACAAGCUGAUAAACAGACCGAGGAGAGCGCGCCAACAGAGGAGAUGCCUGACGCUGAACCAACCGCUGGAGAGGCUACUGAGCAGCCUGCGGACUCUGAGGCCCAGCAACCUGGCCUUACUCUGGAGAGCCAUAAGCCGAAGAACCGUGAGCUUGGCCCAGUUGAUUUCGCCCUCCGCGAUAUCAAGGCUGCUUAUGUUGCCGCCAAGCGACGAUACCGUGUCAGCACCGAGCGUCUGAACCGCCUUCAGGAAGCUCUCGACAAGUACAACGGCACAAGGAACUUCCACAAUUACACUGUUCAAAAAUCAUUCUUUGAUCCUUCAGCCAAGCGACACAUCAAGUCAUUCAUCGUCAACCCUAAGCCGAUUAUCAUCGGCGACACAGAGUGGCUGUCUCUCAAGGUUCAUGGACAGAGUUUCAUGAUGCAUCAGAUUCGAAAAAUGGUCGGUCUUGCCAGUUUGAUUGUUCGAUGCGGUACACCCAUGGUGCGCAUGGACGAAAGCUACCGCAACCAGAAGAUGGCUAUUCCCAAAGCCCCUGGUCUUGGCCUGCUGCUCGAGCGCCCAGUUUUCCACAACUACAACCGAAAGGCGACAGAGUCACUAGGAAAGGAGGCAAUUGAUUUUGGAAACUACGAGGAGGAGAUUCAGGCCUUCAAAGAUAAGCAGAUUUACUCUCGCAUCUUUAGCGUGGAGGAGAAGGAUAACUCGUUCCACAUGUUCUUCAACCAGAUUGACCAGUUCAAGACAAAUCACUUCUUGUGGCUCACGGCUGGCGGUAUGAAGGCUGCCGAGAUCGCAAGGGACACCACAGGUGAAAAGGUGCAACAGGAUGUUGACAAGCAGCUCGGUGAUGAGGACGAGGAAGACCCCGAGGGCGGUGAGGGUUAA
This is a messenger RNA of Fusarium sp. VM40, 1812 nucleotides long. Lineage: Eukaryota; Fungi; Ascomycota; Sordariomycetes; Hypocreales; Nectriaceae. The record is from the annotation of a GenBank genome assembly.